CCGAUGUAGCCGUCGCCUCCCGCCAAAUUCAACUGUUUAAGCGGCAAGUUCAUUCAGACGGCGACGGAGUGGCUUUCCAAAGAAAAAAAUGACUUCUUUUAAAGAAACGAGAGAAUUAACACUGCUGUGUUAUGCUGAAAAUUUACUUUCCGAUGAUGAAUUUCUCGCUUUAUGGGAAAACAAUCAGUCAAGCAACCCAGAUUUUCCUUGGGACAGUUAUGGUCCGUUCGACCUCGAAAACAUAGAUGAAGCCGAAUGCAAAGCAGAAUUUCGCGUAGAGAAAAGAGAUCUUCCUACGCUAAGAGAAGUACUCGGGAUUCCACCCACUUUCAAAUGCCCACAGAGGACUAUAUGCGAUGGAAUGGAAGGACUGUGUAUGCUACUAAAACAGUUAGCUUAUCCUUGUCGUUACAGCGAUAUGAUCGCGCGUUUUGGAAGACCUGUUCCUGAACUGUGCAUGAUCACGUACCGAGUCAUGGAUUUUAUCUAUGAUGCACAUGGCCACCGAAUCACUCAGUGGAAUGACACUAUACUGAAUCCCAGAUUGCUUGAACAAUAUGCCACUGUCAUCACAGAAAAAGGAGCAGCUCUAGACAACUGUUUUGGCUUUGUUGAUGGUACCGUACGACCGAUCUCCAAACCAGGAGAUAUGCAGAGAAUCGUUUACAAUGGGCACAAGAAAGUACAUGCUCUCAAGUUUCAGUCGGUUGCCAUACCUAAUGGGCUCAUUGCCAAUAUAUGUGGCCCUGUGGAGGGUAGGAGGCAUGAUGCAGGGAUGUUGCAUGAUUCUGGGCUACUUCACAACCUGGAAGCCUAUGCCUACUCAGCAACAGGGCUACCGAUGUGUUUGUAUGGCGACCCUGCUUACCCCCUAAGAGUCCAUCUUCAGGGGCCAUUCCAGAACCCCCACCUUACUCCCUUGAUGGAAGCAUACAACAGUUCAAUGAGUUCAGUAAGGGUGUCUGUAGAGUGGUUAUUUGGAGAUAUCAUAGAAUAUUUCAAGUUCAUGGAUUUUAAAAAGAAUCUCAAGAUAGGAAUGAGCAGCAUUGGAAAGAUGUACAUUGUUUGUGCACUUCUGCAAAAUGCUUUGAGUUGCUUGUAUGGCAACAAUACUGCAACGUUUUUUGACCUUGAGCCUCCCAUCCUGCAAGACUAUUUUGCAUAG
Molecule: messenger RNA, 1165 nt
Organism: Pocillopora verrucosa
Lineage: Eukaryota; Metazoa; Cnidaria; Anthozoa; Scleractinia; Pocilloporidae
Source: RefSeq, a predicted model, not a curated record